AUGCGGUUCUCUUCCACCACAUUGAUCGCCGGCCUCGUGGUUGCGAGUGUCGACGCGAGGGGCGUGAACAUCGAAAACCUCGAUAAGCGAGCAACGCCUACUGUCUACCUUGCCGGUGACAGCACCACAGCCAAGACCGGGGGACUUCUCAUGGGAUGGGGUGAAUACCUUCCCCCUCUCCUCACCGGCAUCACCGUCGUCAACAAGGCCAUUUCCGGCCGCUCUGCCCGCUCCUACACCAAUGAAGGCCGCUUCACCGAGCUCACCAAUCUCGUAAAAACCGGCGACAUUGUCGUGAUUGAGUUUGGCCACAACGACGGCGGCUCGCCCAACUCGGCCUCCGACAACGGCCGCUCCGACUGCCCAGGCACCGGCUCCGAAGUGUGCACCUCGGGCAAAACCGGCGAAAAAGUCUACACAUUCAACUACUACGUCGAGACGGCCGCCAAAGCGCUCAUCGCCAAGGGCGCCUCCGUCAUCUUCUCCUCGCAGACGCCCAACAACCUCUGGGAGGGCGGCGUCUACGGCGGAUACGGAACCCCCGUGCGGUUCGUCGGGUAUGCGAGCCAGGCGGCCAAGAACCUUGCGAGCACUACGGGCAAGGCCAGCUUCGUGGAUCACUAUCAGGCCGUGGCCAAUAUGUAUCUGAAGCUGGGCAGCACCAAGACGAAUAGCCUGUAUCCGAGCGAUCAUACGCAUACGAGCCCCGAGGGAGCGGAUCUGGUGGCCAAGGCGUUUGCGCAGGCGGUUAAGUUGGCGUGGAAUGGGACGACGCCGUUGCAAGGGUUUUUGAAGGCGGGGAAUCCUAAUGUGUUUUAG
This is a messenger RNA of Sordaria macrospora k-hell, 819 nucleotides long. RefSeq lists its product as uncharacterized. Gene Ontology annotation, molecular function: hydrolase activity. Lineage: Eukaryota; Fungi; Ascomycota; Sordariomycetes; Sordariales; Sordariaceae. The record is from RefSeq and is a predicted model, not a curated record.